AUGAGCAACGAUACCCAAGAAAUCGUCAAACAGAAAGACGGCUGGAAUGAGCUCUGGCGCCGCGACAUCCAUCCCUGGGACCAGGCCGUCCCCAACCCCGCCUUGAUCGAAGUCAUCGAAAAGAAGCCCAUCUCGGCCCAGAUCCCCAAGUCCGGCAACGUCCUCGUCCCUGGGUGCGGGCGUGGUGUCGAUGUUUUUUACCUCGGAAAUGAGCACCGCAAGGCCUAUGGGUUGGAUAUCAGUCCCAUUGCUGUCCAGCAGUGCAAGGAUAUCCGCACUGAGAAGGGCAUUUCCGAGUCGGUCGCCGAGUUCUUCGUUGGCGACUUCUUCGAGUUUGAAACCCCCGCCGGCGGCUUCCAGCUCGUUUACGACUACACCUUCUUCUGCGCAAUUCCUCCAACUCUUCGCGCAGACUGGGGUCGUCGUAUGGCUGAAAUCAUCCCCAAGGACGGCAUUCUUAUCACAUUGAUGUUUCCCAUCGGCAAUCACACCGACGGACCUCCCUUCGCCGUCAGUGUCGACCAGUACCACUCUUUCCUCGAUGCCAACUUUGAUUGCCUCAUUGUUGAUGAUUGCUCCUCGUUUGAGGCGCGUCAAGGAAAAGAGAAGAUUGGUGUCUGGCGCCGCAAAUAG
Messenger RNA from Linnemannia hyalina, 633 nucleotides. NCBI's taxonomy places the organism in Eukaryota, Fungi, Mortierellomycota, Mortierellomycetes, Mortierellales, Mortierellaceae. The record is from the annotation of a GenBank genome assembly.